This is a messenger RNA of Oryza brachyantha (malo sina), 1887 nucleotides long. Its product is annotated as signal peptide peptidase 2-like. Gene Ontology annotation, cellular component: cytoplasmic side of endoplasmic reticulum membrane; membrane; lumenal side of endoplasmic reticulum membrane. Gene Ontology annotation, molecular function: aspartic endopeptidase activity, intramembrane cleaving. Lineage: Eukaryota; Viridiplantae; Streptophyta; Magnoliopsida; Poales; Poaceae. The record is from RefSeq and is a predicted model, not a curated record. The transcript is spliced from 12 exons. Gene Ontology annotation, biological process: membrane protein proteolysis. The coding region runs from base 490 to 1527 and encodes 345 amino acids.
CAGACACGGACGAACGUCACGACUCAGGAACGCCCAAAGCCCUCGCUGGCAAAGACGGGGAGGAGAAAGAGAAGGCGAGGGGGGAGAGCAGCUUCAGGUUCAGAUCGAUCGAUCGAUCGAUCGGUCGAGCGAGUGAUCCAUUCCAACCGAGGUACGCGAGUAUCCGCGCAUCCCUUUCCCACCUUCGAUUUGAGAUCCAUGGCGAUGGAUGGUGCCGGGGCUCUGCGACACCUCGAGUCCUCAAAACCCUCUCGCAUCGGUGUGCUCUCCUCUCCUGUCUGCAGUGCCAGCGGCGGCCUCGCGGGCCGUCGAGCGGAUCUGGAGGGGCCGCGCGGCGCGGCGCGGCUGAUCUCAUCCCACCUGCCUCCGUCUCGGCCUGGCUCGGCUCGAAUUGAGGCAGUGACAAAUCUGUGAAGCACCUGGGCUGUUUCUUCGUUAUUUUCGUGGAUUCACCUCGAAACUUCAGAACUAAUCUUCCUGAAAGUUUCCAUGACAAUGAAAACGCAUGAGAGAGCUGCUAAUUUUGCUCUUGCAGGUUUGAGCUUGGCUCCACUUGUGGUUAAAGUGAACCCCAAUGUGAAUGUGAUAUUAACAGCAUGCCUUGCUGUGUAUGUGGGUUGUUACCGUUCUGUUAAAUCAACUCCACCUUCUGAGACGAUGUCCAAAGAACAUGCUAUGCGGUUUCCUUUGGUGGGAAGUGCUAUGCUUUUGUCCCUCUUUCUUCUAUUCAAAUUUCUCUCAAAAGAUUUGGUCAAUACUGUUCUCACUGCCUACUUUUUCAUUCUUGGCAUUGCUGCUCUCUGUGCAACAUUGUUGCCUUCAAUAAAAAGAUUUCUUCCAAAAGAAUGGAACGAUAAUGCUAUCGUUUGGCACGCUCCACUUUUCCACUCACUUUCGGUGGAGUUUACCAGAUCUCAAGUUGUUGCAUCGAUCCCAGGAUUUUUAUUUUGCAUAUGGUAUGCUGCAAAGAAGCAUUGGCUCGCGAACAAUGUUUUGGGGAUUGCUUUCUGCAUUCAGGGGAUCGAGAUGCUAUCACUUGGAUCAUUUAAAACUGGUGCUAUUCUCUUGGCUGGACUCUUUGUCUAUGAUAUUUUCUGGGUCUUCUUCACUCCAGUUAUGGUCAGUGUUGCUAAGUCAUUUGAUGCUCCAAUAAAGCUUCUAUUUCCAACAGGUGAUGCUGCACGCCCAUUCUCUAUGCUUGGCCUUGGUGACAUUGUAAUUCCUGGUAUAUUUGUUGCACUUGCACUGCGCUUUGAUGUCUCAAGAGGAAUUAAGAACCGUUACUUUAACAGUGCAUUUUUGGGUUAUACCGUGGGUCUGACCGUAACAAUAAUAGUGAUGAACUGGUUUCAAGCUGCACAGCCUGCUCUGUUGUACAUUGUUCCGGGUGUGAUUGGUUUUGUUGCUGUUCACUGUUUGUGGAAUGGUGAAGUAAAGCCACUCCUUGAGUACAACGAGUCCAAAGCGGAAGGGGAUGAAGCUGGUGAAGAAGAUAAUGAUAGCAAGCAAGACAAAAAGGAAGAGUAGGACUCUAAAAAUCAUAUCUUGAGGACUAGGAACUACAUUAAUGUAAGGUCGUCGGCAUCUAAGUAGGCUGGAUGACCAUUCGGAUACGAGUUCACUUGAGAAUUUAGAAAUGGUUCACAUAUAACCCCCCCCCCCCCCCCCCCCCCCCCUUUUUUUUUGAGAUUGUUUGGUCUGGCUGAGUAGAGGAGGGAAUACAUGCUAGAAACUUUAGGUUUGGCAAUACGAGUGACUUCACUUUAGGUACCUCUUUGUUUAUGUAUCGACUUAUUUAUUCGGGCGGUUUCAGUAUUUACCUGAAUUUUGGUAUUUGCAUAUAGCGUUCCGUGAUUUAUUUAUUGGUAUCCUGCAUUGUUUGAUUAA